AUGAGGAAUCGAAGGAUUGCUGUUUCGUCGUGGCUUUCGGCGGAAUGCCCAAUGGAAAGAUUUCAUGCUGAUGUUUUUGAAUAUGUUGGAAGAAAGUUUUUAAUUGUGGUGGAUAGUUUUAGUUCUUUUAUUAUGUUAAGAUUGUUAAAAAAUAUUUCUAGUAAUGCUACAAAAGCGGCUUUAGAGAAUAUUUUUGCAACGUAUUCGAAGACGGCUGUAAUUGUGUGUGAUAAUGCUACGAAUUUUGCUAGUCAGGAUAUUUUGGAAUAUUUUAUGGAUAAUAAAAUUUAUCCGUCAUAUGCAGUGCCAAGACAUAGUCAAAAUAAUGGAACAGCAGAAGUAGCAGUAAGAUUGAUAAAACAAUAUUUGAAAUCUAAGGAAAUAAAAAAUAUAGAUGAGAGUGUUUUAAAUGCAGCUAUGUUAUUUGUAAAUAGUAGAACUAUGGUAGAUUAG
Messenger RNA from Strongyloides ratti, 453 nucleotides. RefSeq names its product Integrase, catalytic core domain and Ribonuclease H-like domain-containing protein. Gene Ontology annotation, molecular function: nucleic acid binding. Lineage: Eukaryota; Metazoa; Nematoda; Chromadorea; Rhabditida; Strongyloididae. Bases 1 to 453 code for a protein of 150 amino acids. Gene Ontology annotation, biological process: DNA integration. The record is from RefSeq and is a predicted model, not a curated record. The transcript has a single exon.